Molecule: messenger RNA, 1104 nt
Organism: Suillus plorans
Lineage: Eukaryota; Fungi; Basidiomycota; Agaricomycetes; Boletales; Suillaceae
Product: kinase-like domain-containing protein
Exons: 6
Coding region: 1-1104 (367 amino acids)
Biological process (GO): regulation of MAPK cascade; intracellular signal transduction; protein phosphorylation
Cellular component (GO): cytoplasm
Molecular function (GO): protein tyrosine kinase activity; ATP binding; protein serine/threonine kinase activity
Source: RefSeq, a predicted model, not a curated record
AUGUUCGCGCCUGAAGCUGCGCUUCUCACAUCAACAACCGAUACGUUUGGAGUUGGAGGGCGGGACAGUGAUAGCGAUAGCGAUGAAGGGUUCACACUCUUUCCUCCAAAAGCACGCUCCCAAUCCCAAUUGCAGCGCUUACCAGAAUGGAUUGCAGAUGCCAUCUCCCCUCUCUCCGAAUUCAUGAUCGACGUCGAUCCCCAAGAAUAUUUUGCAGACCUACAAGAAAUUGCAGAAGGUGAGAGCGGCUCCGUAUAUGCCGCCCGACUCGUCUGCCCCGUCCAAUCGCUCUCUCUAUCCUCUGGAACGACGCACGUAGCCAUAAAAUCCAUCGCAAUUCACCCAGCUGUAUCUCCAAAGUUCCAAGACCUGAGCCACGAGAUGGAGCUGAUGCGCGGGGUGCAUCAUGGGCAUGUAUUGCGCAUGGACGCGUUUUAUGUGAAUUUGGUGGAUGAUUCGGUGUGGAUACGAAUGGAGCUGAUGGAGAGGAGCUUAGCGGAUGUUGUGGGGCUUGUUGGGGAGGGGUUGUCGUUGCAGGAGAGGAUGAUUGCGAGAUUUGCUAGUGAUGUUCUACUUGCGCUCGAAUACCUCCAGAAACACCAUAUCGCCCACCGAGAUGUCCGUUCUGAUAACCUCCUUUUAAACGCGAGCGGAAUCGUAAAAGUUGCUGAUUUCUCGAAUGCUGUGCGUGUGACGAGAAAUUCUCCGAUGUGUGUUGGGGCUGUGGGCGUUAUCUACUGGCAGGCUCCAGAGAUGCGAGUUGGAGCGUAUAACGCGCUCAAAGUUGAUGUCUGGUCUCUAGGCGCAACAGUAUGGGAACUAGCACAGACAGAACCGCCCUUUGCAGACGUCCAAGACCCGCGACAAAUCGGUGUCCAGUGGCCGCCUCUGCGUCAACCAGAGCUUUACUCGCGCGGGUUCCACGAGUUUUUGAAGUUAUGCUCGAGGCCGUAUGCAUCGAGGCCGAAUGCUAAUGAGUUGGUGAACACGCCUUUCAUCCGCAACGCAUGCGGCCGAGCGGUGAAUGUCCAACUCUUAUCACAGUGUAGAGCUAUUGAAGAGCAUGUGUUACAAAGGGAGAGUGAGAGUGGGGGUGAGUCGUAA